This is a messenger RNA of Dioscorea cayenensis subsp. rotundata (Guinea yam), 2614 nucleotides long. RefSeq lists its product as uncharacterized. Gene Ontology annotation, molecular function: protein binding. The record is from RefSeq and is a predicted model, not a curated record. The transcript has 15 exons. Gene Ontology annotation, cellular component: mitochondrial outer membrane. Lineage: Eukaryota; Viridiplantae; Streptophyta; Magnoliopsida; Dioscoreales; Dioscoreaceae. The annotation marks the transcript as partial.
UCUCUCUCUCUGUGUCUGUCUCUUUUUCUCAUUUCUUUGCUCUUCUCUCUCUGUCUCUCUGUCUCUCUAGUGAUAUUAUACUUUUUCCACCGCCCGGGCGAGGAAAGCAUAGCGGAUCGGUGAGGAGAAGGGCGGAUCGGAAGCCAUGGUUGAGACACGACGGAGCUCGGCUUCCUCAAAGCGCCCGCUACCAUCUCCUACGCCGGCGUCUCAGUCCGCUGCUACUAAGCGCUCCAAGGUGGAGGAGUCAGGUUCUUCGAAGGGAGAUCGGGAGAAUUCUAACGAAGCGCCGAUGGAUUUGCAUCCGCCGGCUGCUGAUCCGACAGCGGCCGAUCCGAAUCAGGGGUGUAAGGGUGGAACGGUGGUGCCGGAGGAACGACCUGGAGAGUCGGUGGAUAAGAAAGCGGUGGCGGCUCGAGGGUGUAGCCGUGCGGAGGCGGAGCAAUUGGCGCAGCUUCUGGCACCACUGGAUCUGCUGAGGAAGAAGGUGGCAAAAGCUCGUCCGAAGGCCGCGUGGGGUAGGCUUAUAUCCCAGUUCAAGCAGAACCCUCAUGUUUUUUUGCACCCAUCUCCUUUCACUGUGGGAAGUCGAAGCUGCAAUCUACUCUUGAAAGAUUUAUCUGUGUCUUCAGUUCUAUGCAAACUGAGGCAUACCGAGCAUGGAGGGGCAUCAGUUCCCAUUCUUGAAAUUUCAGGGAACAAAGGCAUUGUACAAUUAAAUGGAAAAACCAUGGAACCAAAUGCUAAUGUUGUCCUCACUGCAGGAGAUGAGAUUGUUUUUGGUUCAUCAGGGAAAUAUUCUUAUAUUUUUGAUCUACUUGUAGCUGAGAAAUUAACUGCCCCACUAUUACCUUCUUCAAUUAGCAUGGCCGAAGGACAAGUUUCCCCAAAAGGAAUUCAUAUCGAAACCAGAUCAGGAGAUCCAUCAGCUGUUGCUGGAGCUUCAAUACUAGCCUCUCUUUCAAACCAUAAAAAGGAUAUAUCAGUUCUUCCUCCCCCAGGUUCCAAUGGUGAGAACAUGCAGCAAGGGCCAGAAACAUCAACCCUGCCCUCUGCUGGUGAUGCUUCAGAGAGCUGUAUCCAUGAUGUAGACAUCGCUGGUGAAACGAGGAAGGGUCCUACUGAAAAUAAUGAGGGUGAUGGGAUUUCUGCUUCUGAUUUUGCUCCCAAUGAUACAUUUCACCUUAAUAGCAUCGGUUUGGAUGCUCGUAUUGACUCAGAAGCCGGAAAACUUUCUGGUGCUAAAUACGAAUUAAGGCCACUUCUGCGGAUGCUUGCAGGCUCAUCAGCUGCUGACUUGGACUUGAGUGGGAGCAUUUUGAAAGUCUUUGAUGAUCAAAGAGAGGCGACUAAGGAUCUUGAUUCUCAAGAUGGCUUACCUGCUAGUAGAUGUCAAGCUUUCAAGGAUGGAUUAAGACAGGGGAUUCUAAGUCCCAGUGAUUUGCAGUUUUCCUUUGACAACUUCCCAUACUAUCUAAGUGAAAAUACAAAGAACAUGCUUCUAUCAAUUGCAUUUAUGCACUUGCAAUGCAAGGAGUUUAUAAAAUACACUUCCGAUAUCUCGUCUAUAAGCCAACGGGUUCUCUUAUCUGGCCCAACAGGAUCUGAAAUCUAUCAGGAAACAUUGACAAAGGCACUUGCCAAAUACUUCAACGCUAGACUGCUCAUAAUUGAUUCUCUUCUGCUGCCUGGCGGUUCAUCUUCAAAGGAUUCAGAGUCUUUAAAAGAAGGGGGUAAGAUUGAGAAAUCGAGCCUUCUUUCUAAGCAAAGGGCUGCUCAAGCUGAUGCAUUGCAAUUUAAAAGGCCGACUUCUAGUGUAGACCCUGAUCUUGUGGGGACAUCUCCUUUUAAUUCAUCAUCCUUGUUAAAGCAGGAAUCAAGUGCAACAUCAAAGAGCUAUACUUUCAAAGAAGGUGAUCGGGUAAGAUAUGUUGGUCCAUUACACUCAUCAGGGUUUUCUUUGCAAACCCCCCAGAGGGGUCCAAAUUAUGGUUAUCGAGGCAAAGUAGUUCUUGCAUUUGAAAAGGGAUCUUCCAAAGUUGGUGUGAGGUUUGAUAGGCAAAUUCCUGAGGGUAAUGACCUUGGGGGUCUUUGUGAAGAAGAUCGUGGUUUCUUUUGCAAUGCUGACUUACUCCGGUUGGAUUAUUCUGGUGGUGAAGACAUGGAAAGAGUCGCCAUUAAUGAGCUACUAGAGGUUGUAUCUGAAGAAAGUCAAAAUGGGCCCUUGAUAGUUUUUCUGAAAGACAUAGAGAAGUCUAUGUCUGGAAGUACAGACUCAUAUACAUCUUUAAAAGCUAAGCUUGAGUUGGUUCCAGCUGGUGUUCUAGUUAUAGGCUCACAUACUCAGUUGGACAGCCGCAAAGAGAAGACACAUCCUGGAGGACUGCUAUUUACAAAAUUUGGGAGUAAUCAAACAGCAUUGCUUGACUUUGCUUUCCCGGAUAAUUUUGGUAGGAUGCAUGAUAGAACCAAGGAAGUCCCCAAGGCUAUGAAGCAACUGACAAGGCUAUUUCCCAACAAAGUUACAAUCCAGAUACCACAGGUACACUGCAGCCAUAAUUUUCAAUUACUUCGUGCAAUUGGUAACAAUCAACUGCAUGCUUUACCCAUUGAG